UCUGUUCUGCUGGCUGUGUGUGGCUGUCGAAUAGUGAAUCUGCGUCAGUGCAUUGUGUUGAUUUAACAUUUUGAGACAAAUUCUAAGUUGUUUACCUAAUUGUGUUUAUCUGAUUUUAACUUACCUUGAUAAAUCUUUUAUAUUAAUACUUUCCUAAUCCAUGGGGCGAUUUGAUAGAAGAAGCAGAGAAAGAUCGAGGGACCGUGACCGGAGAAGGAGUCGCAGUAGAGACCGCUUCCGAGAUGACAGAAGAGGUGGAGGGGGUAGAGGAGGAGACCGUGGUGGUUUUGGCGGGGCUCGACGAGGACAAAAUGCUGGCGAGAAAUUGCGGAAACCAAGAUGGGACAUGAGCAGACUGGAACCAUUCAAGAAAGAUUUCUAUGUACCCCAUAUAAAUGUAGCAAAUAGGCCUCAAUCUGAGAUCGAUGCUUACAGAGAGAGCAAGGAAAUCACUCUGGUAGGCAACAACAUUCCAAACCCAAUAUUCGGUUUUGAAGAAGCUGGGUUCCCGGAUUAUGUAUUGUCAGAGAUCAAACGUCUAGGGUUUGAGUACCCUACAGCUAUCCAGGCGCAGGGCUGGCCUAUUGCUCUUAGCGGAAGAGACUUGGUGGGGAUCGCCUCUACGGGAUCUGGAAAAACGUUAUCGUAUAUUCUGCCGGCUAUUGUGCAUAUCAACAACCAGGGCCGCCUGUGCCGCGGGGACGGGCCGAUCGCUCUGAUACUGGCGCCCACACGAGAGCUGGCCCAGCAGAUACAACAGGUGGCCAACGAAGUGGGCGAGACUUCUCACAUACGCAAUACCUGCGUGUUUGGAGGCGCUCCCAAGUCUGGACAGGCCCGUGAGCUGGACAAGGGAGUGGAGAUAGUGAUUGCUACGCCCGGCCGUCUCCUGGACUUUCUGGAAUCUGGACGCACCAACCUCAAGAGAUGCACGUACCUCGUGUUGGACGAGGCUGACAGAAUGCUUGACAUGGGAUUUGAGCCUCAGAUACGCAAGAUUGUAGAACAGAUCAGGCCCGACAGACAAGUGCUGAUGUGGUCGGCCACGUGGCCGAAGGAGGUGCGAAACUUGGCCUGUUCCUUCCUCAAGGACUACAUACAGAUCAACGUAGGCUCUCUGUCACUGUCCGCCAAUCACAACAUCCUGCAGAUAGUGGACAUCUGCCAGGACUACGAGAAGGAGAACAAGCUCAGCACAUUGCUCAGAGAAAUCACCGGGGAAGCCGAUAGCAAGACGAUAAUCUUCAUAGAAACAAAGAAAAGAGUGGACGAUGUGACGAGAAAAUUAAGAAGAGAAGGGUUCCAAGCAGCUUGUAUUCAUGGAGAUAAGUCACAACCAGAGCGCGAUCUCGUUUUGCAAGAUUUCCGUUCUGGCAGAACUCCCGUCCUGGUAGCUACUGAUGUCGCUGCUCGUGGAUUGGAUGUGGAAGACGUAAAAUUCGUCAUCAACUUUGACUACCCCAACAACUCGGAGGACUAUGUGCACCGUAUCGGCCGCACGGGCAGGUCGGGUGCCACAGGUACGGCAUACACGUUCUUCACACCCGGCAACUCCAAGCAAGCCAAUGAUCUCAUUUCUGUGCUCAAGGAGGCCAACCAGAUAGUGUCGCCCAAGCUGAUCGAACUCGCCGACAGCUUCAGGAACGGCCGAGGCGGUGGUGGAGGGAGAAAUCGCUGGGGCCGCAACCGAGGAGGAGGAUUCAGAAACAACUCUCCGUCCCCCAAGAGAAGCAGGUCCAGGUCACGAGAGCGGGAUAGAGACCGCGACAAUCGUAGAGGUCGUGAUCGCAACCGUCAUCGCAGGUCACGCAGUUCCAGCAGCUCAAGAUCACGGUCUAGGUCACGCUCACGAUCUCGUGAUCGCGACCGUUCCAACAAACCCAGCAGUUAUAGUUCCAAGCCUGCAGCUGAGAAGCCUAACGUGAGCUCUAAUAGCUCUAAUGCUCAACCCGUGCCCCCCAUGGGCCCCCAGUUGCCCCCCAAUAUGAUGUCACAACUGCCACCCUCGCUGUUCUUCUGUCCUCCUCCACCUCCGCCCCCUGAGCCCUCCCAACAGCCGCAGCAGCUAAAUGGAUUUUCGUAUCAACCUAUUCGAUAGAUGGUAAAAUGUUAAAUUCAGGAUAUCAAGAAAGAAGAGUGGAUAUGUGUAAAGUUAUUUCCUUUUACAUCAAUAAACCCAACAAGUGGAUUUUGUAAAUACUUUGAUUUUAGCAGUUAAUAUAUUGAUAAAAGUUUGUGAUUAUUUUAAAUAAAUUGAGUCUU
Messenger RNA from Macrosteles quadrilineatus (aster leafhopper), 2262 nucleotides. RefSeq names its product probable ATP-dependent RNA helicase DDX17. Gene Ontology annotation, molecular function: RNA binding; ATP binding; RNA helicase activity. The coding region runs from base 161 to 2098 and encodes 645 amino acids. The transcript has 13 exons. The record is from RefSeq and is a predicted model, not a curated record. NCBI's taxonomy places the organism in Eukaryota, Metazoa, Arthropoda, Insecta, Hemiptera, Cicadellidae. Gene Ontology annotation, cellular component: nucleus; ribonucleoprotein complex; cytoplasm.